Molecule: messenger RNA, 360 nt
Organism: Prunus armeniaca (apricot)
Lineage: Eukaryota; Viridiplantae; Streptophyta; Magnoliopsida; Rosales; Rosaceae
Source: the annotation of a GenBank genome assembly
AUGGCGUCCCUCCAAAAACAUAACUCCUCCUGGACACCAAAACAGAACAAACUCUUUGAAAGAGCACUGGCCUUGUACGACAAGGAUACCCCGGAACGGUGGCAAAAUGUGGCCAAGGCUGUUGGUGGGAAUAAAACAGCUGAGGAAGUCAAGAGGCACUAUGACAUCCUUCUAGAAGACCUCAGGCAAAUUGAGUCCGGCCACGUUCCUAUUCCCAACUACAAGUCCUCCUAUGGCGGUGGUGGUGGUGGCCGCGGCAGCAGCAGCAACAUUAAUGUCGAUGAAGAAGAAAGGUACAUCACAUCCUCUAUCUUUUUCUUGUACAUGCAAGAUGGAGUGGUUGGAACAAUGAUGCCCUAA